AUGGUGCAGCCAUCAAUGCUUGAUACGAACACAGAGGAUGGUGAAAAUUCUGAAGGUGAAUCCGAAAGUGCCGACAGUCCUGAGGUUGCCGAUGAUAGUGAGAAUGACGAGAAGCAAAAAGAGAAAGAUGCGGCUCGAUCGUUGACAUUACAACAAACACUAAAGGAAGCACUCCGCGUCGCAGCUGCUCAACGGCAAAUGCAAAAAAACAAAGCCAAAAAUAACGUUCAAACAAUGGCCUCGAAUUUAUCACUGCUCACGCCAUUUCUCAUACCAGGUGAAUGA
Molecule: messenger RNA, 285 nt
Organism: Anisakis simplex (herring worm)
Lineage: Eukaryota; Metazoa; Nematoda; Chromadorea; Rhabditida; Anisakidae
Source: the annotation of a GenBank genome assembly